GCUUUGCUCAGGCACAGGGGCAACUAGGCUGGGUGGGGAGCAUUCUUGGAUUCUUCCAUCGAGUCCUCCCCCAUGUCCUCUGAGACUUUUCCCUUUCUUCUGUUGCACAUGUCCCAUCACCACAGGAGCUCAAAGGAGGAGGCUCCUUCUGAAGUUGAGCUGAAAAGAUGCCCUACAAGUGCUCUUUCAACAGAACCCCUACCCUGGGAUAGCAGAGAACGACUGGCCCGAGAGCUUAGCAUUGCCAAAUGCAGAGUUCAGGUCUGGUUUCAAAACCAACGAAGAAAACGAUUAAAACAGAGCCAAUUGCCUUCUGAAAAUGUGUCCCAAAAUGGGGAAGGGGCACCAAGGUGCACGCCCAGGCCACCAUCGCCACCUCUUUGUCCUCAGUCUUGCUCUCAAGAAUACUCAGCCAGAGAGGCCAGCAGAAAGAGGACAGUCAUUUCUCCUUCUCGAACAAGUAUCCUUGUGCAAGCCUUCAAGAGGGAUUGCUUUCCGGGGAUUGUCACCAGGGAAAAGCUGGCUCAUCAGACGGGAAUCCCAGAACUUGGUGGGCCGAGUGGUGGGUUGUGGGCUGCUUUUGGCUUUGCAGGCACCCCUCAUUUCCCAGGACCAAGGGACUCAUUUGCAGAAAAUGGCCCUGCAGAACUCACGCUGGACCUGACAAAUCAGAGAACGGGCAGCCAGGUGGGGUGUUGAAUGGGCGCUGGGGAGGCACCAGCACGUUGAUCUAGAUGGUAACGACUUCUGAUGUGCCUGUCUGCCUUUUGCUCCCCUGGACAUGGUUUCAAAACCGAAGAUCUCAGUACCCCUAGCAGAGCACAAGGGGCCUGGGAAUGUCUGGGCCCAAGGCCCAGGCGGCGCAUCAGCGAUGACUACUCCUGCUCCAGAGAACUGAAGGGCCCCUCCCACUGUUCAGAGCACCUCUCCUCCCCUUCACACCUCUCAACCACAGGAGAGCAUGCCAUCCUUGGCUGCAGCUACACCUUUGGGCACCCCACCUUCUGGGUGCCUGGUACUGCCUCUGGGGUCUGUGUGGGCCAGCCGUUGAUGAUCUUCAUGGUCCAGCCCAGCCAGGUGGAUCUCCAGCCAAGUGGGAAGCCACCACCUCCUUCCCAGGUAGCAGUUCCCUGGGCCAAGCUCUCCCCUGCUGUCACGGCCCCUUGGCAGCCUGGGCCAGGUGCCAUCUUGCCACCUGGGCAGCCUGAGACACACAUCCCAUGGUGGCCAGAGUCACCCUAUGGUGAAGUAGUGGCCCCUCCACUACAACCACAGCCCCAUCCACCCAGGCUUCCAAACUCAACAAGCCUCCUAGAUGAGCCUGUGGUAGCCACGGGUGUCCCAGACAUGCAGGCGCCUUCCCUGGUGGCCGCUGCAAAUGCAGAGGCACACUCUGCCCUCCCAGGCGCACCCAGCUUCCUAGAGGAGCUCUUGAUGGCCACAGGCAUCCCGGACAUGGAGGCGCCUUCCUUGGGGGCUGCUGCAGAUGCAGGAGCACACCCUGCCCUCCCAGGUGCACCCAGCUUCCUAGACGAGGCCUUGGCGGCCUCGGGCAUCCCGGACAUGCAGGCACCUUGCGCAGAGGUCACUGCUGAUGCAGGAGUGCACCAGGAGCCCCCAGCUUCCUAGACAAGCUCUUGGCGGCCACAGGCAUCCCUGACAUGCAGGCACCUUUCCCAUGGUCUUUUGCGGAUUCAGGAGCACAUCCUGCCCUCCCAGGAGCACCCAGCUUUCUAGAUGAGCUCUUGGUGACCCUGGGCAUCCAGACAUAAUGGGGCCUUCCCUGGGGCCGUGUGCAGAUGCACCAGCACACCUCCCCCUCCCAGGCUCACCCAGCCCCCAAGACGAGCUCCUACCUGCCACAUGCAUCCCAGGCUCGCCGGGUCCUUCCCCAGCGUCCUCUACUGUCAUCACGGGGACCAUCUAGCCCUCCCCGGGUCACCCAGCCUCCUAGAGGAAAUCAUGUCUGCCACGGCCAUCCAGGACAUACCCCUGGUCUUCACUGGGGUCCACUGCAAGGGAAGGAGUUGAGGUAAUCCUAGAAGCACCCCUCAGUAAGGAUGAUUACCAGGCCCUCCUGGACAUGCUGCCAGGCUUGCCAGCCCCUCUGGCUUAGAGGGAGAGGAAGGAAGGAGCACCAUCCCCCAGAGCACCUUUCGGGUCUCCUUUUCUGGGAUGUGGAGCCAUGGAGCUCGGGGAGGGGGGCUAUAUUGGGUGCGAGGAGGAGAGAAUACAGAUGGGAUG
Bubalus bubalis (water buffalo) is the source of this 2244-nucleotide messenger RNA. RefSeq names its product double homeobox protein 4C. The coding region runs from base 751 to 1629 and encodes 292 amino acids. Lineage: Eukaryota; Metazoa; Chordata; Mammalia; Artiodactyla; Bovidae. The record is from RefSeq and is a predicted model, not a curated record. Gene Ontology annotation, molecular function: DNA binding. The transcript has 3 exons.